Molecule: messenger RNA, 5792 nt
Organism: Erpetoichthys calabaricus (reedfish)
Lineage: Eukaryota; Metazoa; Chordata; Cladistia; Polypteriformes; Polypteridae
Product: sorting nexin-9-like
Exons: 19
Coding region: 242-2059 (605 amino acids)
Biological process (GO): plasma membrane tubulation; mitotic cytokinesis; intracellular protein transport
Cellular component (GO): cytoplasmic vesicle; plasma membrane
Molecular function (GO): protein binding; phosphatidylinositol binding
Source: RefSeq, a predicted model, not a curated record
CCACUAGCGACAGCCCCAGAUUGUCACUCCGUCUGCCCGCCCGCGAGGCACGCCACGCUCCCUAAAGUGUGCUGCGCCGCAGUUCGGGUCAAAGGGCGUUUUGGAUUUACUGAUCUAUUCAAAUUAGUUCUUCUAAGGGAACUCUGCGCUGUUUUUUUUUUUCCAUCCCACGAGAGUCUUGAAAGGGGAAUGUGGACUGAAGCGCAUUAAACUUCCACAAACUGGAUUUAAAUGCCACAGCAUGGCUAGUACGGCUCGAGUUUUAUAUGACUUUUCAGCAGAACCUGGAAACAAUGAACUGACAGUAAAGGAAGGAGAGACUGUCACAAUCACUAAUCAGGAAAUUGGUGGUGGAUGGUUAGAAGCCAAAAACAACAAGGGUGAGGUUGGGCUGGUUCCUGAAGACUAUGUGGAGAUUAUUGUGAGUCCAGCCCCUACUGGAAGUGCUUCAGUAGACUUAUUAGGAUUUGAUGCAUUUUCCACAACAAGUGAAAGCAAUGCAUUUCCUUCAAAUCAGGUGGAUAUUGUUGUCUCUGUAGCACAUUCAGGUGCUCCAGAAAAUUUGAUUCCUCCGGUAGCAGCCCCUGAUCAGGGAAACUGUACCAAUGAUCCUUGGACAACAUGGAAUGCAGAUGCUUCUGGGCAGUCUGCUGAUAGCUGGGGACUAAAGCCAGAGAAACCAGAACCACCAAAAGUCAAUCCAGCAAAUAACUGGAAAACGACUGAAUAUGGACAUCCACAAGCAUACCAGGGCCCAGGGGCUGCUGAUGAUGAUGAAUGGGAUGAUGACUGGUAUGAUAGUAAGCCUUCUGGAGCAAGUGUUGACCCUGAGUCAGGAGAUGCUGGUGGUAUUAAUCGGGGAGCAUCCUCAAUGAAAAUUGCUCUCAACAAACUUCCUGGAUUUUCAAAAUCUGGACCUGAACUAUAUCUUCUGGCAAAACAGUUAACAAAACCAAAAGAAAAAAUAACAAUCUAUGUUGGAGAAGUUGGUCCAUUGUGGUCUUAUCCUGAAUCUCAGCUGGACUGUAUUGUAGCAGACCCUAAAAAGGGUUCUAAAAUGUAUGGUCUUAAAAGCUACAUUGAAUAUCAAGUGACCCCAAGUACAACCAAUAGGCCGGUUAAUCAUCGAUAUAAGCACUUUGAUUGGUUAUAUGAGCGGCUAUUGGACAAAUAUGGGUCAGCAAUUCCUAUUCCGUCAUUGCCAGACAAGCAAGUCACAGGACGUUUUGAAGAGGAAUUUAUUAAGAUGCGUAUGGAGAGGCUACAAGGCUGGAUGACUAGGAUGUGCAGACAUCCUGUUAUUUCUAACAGUGAGGUUUUUCAGCUGUUUCUCAGUUACCGUGAUGAGAAGGACUGGAAAAUGGGGAAAAGAAAAGCAGAAAAAGAUGAAACUGUUGGAGUUAUGAUAUUUUCUACAAUCGAACCUGAAGCAGUGGACCUAGAUCCAAUUGAAGUGGAACAGAAAUGUGAAUUAUUCAGUCGAUUUACAAAAUCAAUGGAUGAUGGAGUGAAAGAUCUACUUAAUGUGGGCCAAGAACACUGGAAAAGAUGUACUGGGGCACUUCCUAAAGAAUAUCAGAAGAUUGGAAAAGCACUUCAGAGUCUUUCAACAGUCUUUUCAACCAGCGGUUACCAGGGCGAAGCCACACUAACAGAUGCCUUAACAUAUGCUGGCAAAACAUAUGAAGAAAUAGCAGGCUUAGUUGCUGAACAGCCCAAAAAAGAUCUGCACUUUUUAAUGGAAACCAACAAUGAGUAUAAAGGACUCUUGGGUUGCUUUCCUGAUACAAUUGGAGUCCACAAGGCAGCAAUAGAAAAAGUUAAAGAAGGUGAUAAACUGAUUGCUGCAAAUAAAAUAACUCAGCAAGAGAAGAUGGCCAUGGCUAAACGUUUGAGCACAAUGUCCUAUGCUCUACAAGCGGAGAUGAAUCACUUCCAUAGUAAUCGCAUUUACGACUAUAACAGAGUGAUGCAGCUCUAUUUGGAGCAGCAGGUUAAAUUUUAUGAAAUGAUUGCUGAGAAGCUGAGGCAGGCCCUCGGCCAAUUUACUACUAUGUAGAGAAACAUCCUGCAAUGAGGAAAGAGCCUUGGAGGGAUUUAUUGCUUGUUAUUUCAUCCAUGUGCACAAAGAAAUGGUUUCUUCAGUGAUUUAAGAUUAAAUAAGAUUCAUCAAUAAGUUAGAUAUACUGACAUUGUGGCAAUUCCUUAUUGGUUCCUCAUCUUAUAGCAAUCAUUGGAUUGGAAGGCUUUUGCUUAUAAAUGCUGGUGAAAAGCUGUGUACAUUAUACUUAGCAUUAGGCUGUAACACUUUUGACAGAGAAGAUAUUUGAACAUAUUUUUUUCAUUGGAUUUUUUUAUCAUAAUGUUAUAUCUAUUUUUAAUACAGUGAAUUGCAAGUCAGUAAUAGUAUGCCUUAAUCCAAAAACUCCUGUAUGUGAUUGUUUUCUUACUGAUAUAAAGAAAUUGGUUUUUGAUCUAAUCAUUUAGAUGCUAAAUUUGAAAGAAAAAUUACACUAAAUGCUUAAUAAUAUCAGGAAAAGAUGAGAUCACAUUCUCUAAGUUACUAUUGAUAUAUAUAAAUGCUGCCUGAGUUUUUAAUAUUUUUUCAGUAUUUGCAUAAUGCUUAAUAUUUUGUACAAUAGAAAAAGAAAAAAAUGCCUGGAGCUAAAGCUACUAUAUUUUAUCCUUUCAGGGGUAUUUUAAAGGAUUUGCAAUUUCAGAUUCACAAAAUUCAGUAUCAUCCAGGUAAUUUUCUACAUGACAAAGGCUGAAGAAAAAUUAUAUUUAAACCCAUGUCAGCCAAAACUGCUCAUUGAAAGGGUAUAUUAAAAGCAGUUGCUGCCCAUUUUCUGAUUAUUUUAUAAUUUAAGCUGACCUGUGACACUCCCUUUGCAUCUAAUAUUUCUGUUUAUGAUUUUUAUGAGACUUCAACCAUGAUAAAAGCUUUAAAUUAUACAGAUUAUCUACCUUAUUAAAGAAUUUUCUUUCACAGGAGGGUAUACUUGAAUGUAAAAUGUAUAAACUUUCCUAAUUUUAAAAUUACAGCAUUAAUCUUAUUUCUAGCAUAUUGCCGUUGUAUUACAAAGUUAAUCAAUACAUGAUCUAUUUAUUAAAUAAUCAAAGUAUACCAAGGCCAUACUACUUCUUGGAAAAUCAGUGUUGCAUGGACUCCCACAAAGUUACAAUUUUGUUAUGUCUUAAAGUAUAACAUUUACGGCACACAAAAAGCAAAACAAUGUAACUGUGCUACACAUUUUGUUAUUAACCUCUAAAAUUCAAAGUUUCAAGUAUUUUCUGGACAGUCAUCUUAGCCAUUAUAUGUGAUAGCUAUUUUUAAAGUAAUUAAAAGUAAUUAGUAUAACACAGAAGUAAUAUUUUGUACUUUUUGAAGUUUUUAAAAUAAUCCACCCAUAAUAUAAAUAUGUUCAGUUAGUACAAUGAGGAAAAGUUUAUUUUAAUUGCCCAUAUCAAGUUGCACUGCCACUUCAUGAGAGAUGGGCAUAAGGUUCCAAGAUGUCCCAUUUUUUAUCUGACGUAUAAGAUGAGCCCUCCAUUUGCUUGGGGCCUCUAGUUUGAUAGCAAAGGCUAUGCAGUCUCUUUUUGUAAACAAGUUUGCUUAAUAGAAUAUUUUUUGUCUUGAUGGAAACAGCUUGCAAAAAGUUUAUCCUUUGAAAAAUGAUUGUAACUGACAUUAGGUGAAAGAAAACCAUGUCUGGUGUUAAAGUGAUUUUUAAACAAGUCUUUAUUAACAGGGGCAAGAAGGAGCAGUAUCUUCAUGUACUACAGAACUUAGAUCUGCCUGCAAAACAGUAACAAAAAAAGAUUUUUGUGAACAGCAUAAGCUAACAUAUUUUUGCACCUCUUUGAUUAUACUAUAGCAGGGAAUAUGUGUAUCGUAUUUACUGGCAAGAUAAUCUGACAUUAGUAAAGCAAUAGGAUUUUACUUUCUUGAAGUAUAAAAUACAGUACUCAUAAAUAAUGAAUAAAUAGGUGUUGGGAACAUUCAAGAAAGUAAACUGUGGAAGUAUGAGUAAAAAAUGUGGCAUUUGCUUUUGACGUCAGUCCUGCUUAAAAGAUAAACGUUUUUUACAUUUGUGGCUUUAAUCUAAAGGAACGCGAAAAAUAAAAGCCUGAUUUUACUCUUCAGGAAGUUAAAAUCAGACCCAGCUUAUCAUUCCAUUGCUUAGCAGUGAGGUAUGCAGUGAAGGAAUUCAGUUAUUUUUAAUUAUUUAAUGCAUGUGUCAUGCUGUUGUCUGCAUUGCAUUCUGAAUAUAAAAAACAAGUUAAUAGUGCAGUUUUAACUAAUACUGAAUGUCAAAAUGAUUUUCUUGAACAAACAUAUCUUUAGAGGCAACACAGUUAGUUUACACCAUGCACAAUACGGCGUGUCAAAUAAUGCUGAAAUAUCUUUAGAGGCAAUACAGUUAGUUUACACCAUGCACAAUACGGCGUGUCAAAUAAUGCUUAUUUCAGACAAGGAGCUGUAUCUUCUCCUUCUUUCUGUGUUGUCCACAAAAUCUGAAAUUUGGAAAUGGCUAGAUUUUAGUGUUGCAUACAGAGUGUGUCUAAUGUUAGGUAUGUGUCAAAUCUCACAUACAGUAUAACAUUCAUAUUUAUAUUAUUAUUUAUAAUGUCAUGUGAAAAAUGGGGGAAGCCGAAUCAUCUUUAUUCUAAAUUCAAAAAGCAUCCCCUGUUUUACAUUCAUUUAUUUUUCUGAUCCAAUGUAAACAAUCUCUAUGGAUAUACUUAUGAACACUACAAUGAUGAUUGAACCAGUUCAGGACAAUUUGUAUUUUUUAUACUGAUGGGUCUCUCAGGGGAACACAGAAACCCAAUUCAAAAAUUUGACUAAUAAACAAAUACAAAUACAAAUCUCUGAGCAUCUUUGCCUCUUACUUCUUUGAUGCUACAUGUAAUGCAAGGCUGCAAGAAGUUAAGCACUUAAAAACAAAAUUUCUUGCAUUUUGAAAAAAGUGUAUUUUUUAAACUUACACUUGUUGAGUAUUUGUAUAAUGUAUAAUAUUUUACAGCAUAUUUCAUUAUCUUCCAUAUUUAAAUAAUUAAGCAACUGAAUUUCUUACUUCUUUGUUGAGACAGGUGUUUUGAUUUGUAUCUGUUUACUAACACAAUCUUAGCAAAGUUAGAGGAAAAAUAUAAUAAAUUAUGCCAAAGAUUUAUCUGCCCAAUUCUUUUCCAUAAAUGCAUUCUAUCUGUGUAGUUUACAUGUACUUUGAAAGAUGUGGUCAAAAUAUUUCAUUUUUUUAUGCUUUUUUUUGAGAUAAUAAAAUAUUCUUAUACUUCAGAAUAAUAGGAAAUUACCUUGGGAGGCUCUGUGUAUACACCAUUCUAUUAUUAAUAUAUGAUCAUUUCAAUGUAUUAGGUAAAUUUAUAUUUUACAUAUGUAUGCAAAUUUUGAUAAGCCUAAAACAUGUUAUAAUUAGGUUAAGGUGUUUACGCGUUAUUGUGAAGGAAGAACAUUCAUAUAGCCAACCUAUUUAUAAAAAGAAUUAUGUGCUCAAAGAUGAUGAUAUGUGUCUGUCAAUUGAAAAAAAAAUUAGUAAUGCAGUUAGAAUGAUUUAAUGUUAAAGAGAGAACAACUGUUGCAAUUAUUAGUAGCAUUGUGUAUAUACAUAUUGUUAAAAACUAUACAUAAAUUAUAUUAUACAUGCAUAUUGGUAUUUUGUUGGGUGGUCUUCUGCUAAAUAAAAAACCUUACCAUGUGAGGAUGUUGAAUCUAGACAUGAGAGCCUUGGGUCUAGGUUUUCUUAAAUAAAUUCAAGUUAAGCGUAAAA